Messenger RNA from Exophiala aquamarina CBS 119918, 1206 nucleotides. RefSeq lists its product as uncharacterized. NCBI's taxonomy places the organism in Eukaryota, Fungi, Ascomycota, Eurotiomycetes, Chaetothyriales, Herpotrichiellaceae. The record is from RefSeq and is a predicted model, not a curated record. The transcript is spliced from 4 exons. Bases 1 to 1206 code for a protein of 401 amino acids.
AUGGCCACUCCAAAGACGCUUUCUCAGUUUAGCCCUCCUGCGUUCUUGACCGACAUCAAACCAGAAAAUGUCAAAGCAUGGUCGGAUAUCAUUUCUGGGUGGAUGGACGAUGAGAUCGCUGGCCGCCAUGAAGGGCGAACACCCCUCAAACAGUUCUUUAAUGGCACAGAGACUCCGUAUGACCAAUCCGCAGACCAUGUUAACAUCACCUGGUUUGGGUUCCCCAAGAAGGUUAUCGGGAGCGACGAGCAACGCUGGAAAAAGGCCGAGUCCACACGAAUGGUUCAGGAUGAAUAUCUGGAGUGGUCUGUCUUGCGCGAUGAGGCUGGAUCCAUCACUAGUGCGACUUUCACUUGCGAGGGCCCCGAGUAUUGGGAGUUCUUGGGAAAGCAUCAACCUGAAGAAACCUUCGAACUUAUUAAGAAGAUCAAUAGUCCCUUGCUCGAUAAUGCUGAGAUGGACUGGUUUUUCAAAAAGGAUCAUACCGGUAACUGGGAGUUUGAUCGCAACAACAAGUUCAACAACACCACCAGUGGAGGAACGAUAAUCAGCCUUUGGCAACCGAACAACACCCUUUCGGCAGAGAUUGAUAUUGCGGCUCAAGGGACUGUGAUCCGUCAAUCACAUGGGAAGAUCAUUGACUCGUCAGACCAGCUGAUAAAAUGCUCUCGUUAUGGUGACCCCGACCGCAACUCAGAUCCGGCAAUCGGCGCAGCGAUUAAUCAGGCAGCCCGCAAAGGUAACACCCUCUCUGUCGCCGAUCCCGUGGCUCUCUACAUGCAAUCGUUCGACACAUCGAACCUAUCCCUCGACACUAGUGGAAACCGUGACGGGACUGCUCAAGACCCCAUCCCGAGCUCGUGGAUCGAACUCCAGCGAGGCAGCGCACUUGGCAAGAAGGUUCCCCUAGGCCUCAGACUCCGAAUCCGAAACAACACCGGAGCCAAGACAGCUGACGGGUCCCGCCUGCUCGAUGUGUCUGACAUAUGGGAUGACAGCACGCAGAACAACAUUCGCUAUGCGGCACAAUUCGCUGAUCAUAUCAAAAUGGGGGUGGCGGGAGUUUUGGGAAGCAAGAUCGCGCAGCCAACAGUGGCUGACGCUCUGCCGUGUGUAGGUAGCAGUGAGCAUGCAUCACUUCUGGCAAAGGCAGCGCCAAAUGCACACACGAAUGGACAUGUGGCUCCUCGCGGCUUUCGCAUGUAG